AUGGCGCGGGCCGAGGGGCGGCUGCAGCGUCCCUGCCGAGGCCGGCUUUUGGCCGAGCAACAGGCGCGCCGGGGCCGCCGCCGCCUCCGCCUCUGCCGAGCGCUGCGCUGCGCUCGCUUGCAAGGGCCGCCGCCGGCGCCGGGCUCUUCGCACGCCUGGCUGCAGCGGGCGGAGGCGCCUGGCGGGGCCGGAGCAGCGCGGGAGGGCUACUACGGCGGGGGCUACUACCCGGAGAGCGACCCGGGCUUGGGGCCGCCCCCCGAGGGCAGCGCGGACGCCGCCCCCUCCUCCUUCAUGGACGACGAAGCGUUCAAGCGUCUGCAAGGCAAGCGCAACCGGGGGCGAGAAGAGAUCAACUUCGUGGAGAUCAAGGGCGACGACCAGCUGAGCGGAGUCCAGCAGUGGCUCACCAAGUCCCUGACCGAGGAGCAGAAUAUGAAGUCCUUCAGCAAGAAAAAGGGGGAGCAGCCCACAGGGCAGCAGCGAAGGAAGCACCAGAUCACCUACCUGAUCCACCAGGCGAAAGAGCGGGAGCUGGAGCUGAAGAACAGCUGGGCGGAGAACAAGCUGAGCCGGCGCCAGACCCAGGCCAAGUACGGAUUUUAGCCCCUUCCCAGCCCAGGAGGGCCGUGCUGGAUUCCGAGCAGGACGGCCAGCCCGGGAUCCUGUUCUGCAAGGCAGCAGCCGAUGGGUGGGCUGCCGUGGAAGCCGCUGGAGGCCCUGCAGCCAGGCACGUGGCAACAUGGGCCCCCGGAGGG
This is a messenger RNA of Protobothrops mucrosquamatus (brown spotted pit viper), 758 nucleotides long. RefSeq names its product proline rich mitotic checkpoint control factor (gene PRCC). Bases 1 to 606 code for a protein of 201 amino acids. NCBI's taxonomy places the organism in Eukaryota, Metazoa, Chordata, Lepidosauria, Squamata, Viperidae. Gene Ontology annotation, cellular component: nucleus. The record is from RefSeq and is a predicted model, not a curated record. The transcript has 5 exons.